Molecule: messenger RNA, 1653 nt
Organism: Vigna umbellata (rice bean)
Lineage: Eukaryota; Viridiplantae; Streptophyta; Magnoliopsida; Fabales; Fabaceae
Product: polycomb group protein FIE1-like
Molecular function (GO): protein binding
Source: RefSeq, a predicted model, not a curated record
AAAGACCUAGACCCAAAUGAGAAACCCUUCACUUAAGUUUCACCUUCUAUAACUAGAGCAUCAGGAAGGUAGAUAGAGCGAAGGAGAACUACAACUAACGCCACCAAGACCAGGCUGCUAAUGCGACCACUCACGAACGCGACUACCUAAUACAACCAGACCAGCAACCUGCGAACCCUAACAAGAGUAAAAACGGAGUCGUUUUUGGUCUAAGAAGAAAUCCUCUUGACUCAUCAACUCGGUUGCAGACUCGCGAGUUCACCGAGUUCGUCUACCGAGUUCAGAGCAAGUCUACCGAGUUUUCUCAAAAAGAGUUUGCUUCCGAGUCUAACUCGUCCAGGGUGAGUGUAAAAGAUAAAGUAGAAAAGUAGAUGGUGGGUGAAACGGGAAAGUUGUUUGGUUUGGGAUGUGAUCCAGUAGUGGGAUCACUGACUUCUUCAAAGAAGAAGGAAUACAGGGUUACAAAUCGUCUCCAAGAGGGAAAGCGUCCUCUAUAUGCUGUUGUUUUCAACUUCAUAGACUCCCGCUAUUUCAAUGUCUUUGCCACUGUUGGUGGCAAUAGGGUUACAAUUUAUCAAUGUCUUGAAGGAGGAGUUAUUGCUGUUUUGCAAUCUUAUGUAGACGAAGAUAAGGAUGAGUCUUUUUACACAGUGAGUUGGGCAUGCAAUGUUGAUGGAACUCCAUUUGCUGUGGCUGGAGGAAUUAACGGGGUUAUCCGAGUCAUUGAUGCUGGCAAUGAGAAGAUACACAAGCAGAGUUUUGUUGGCCAUGGAGACUCUGUAAAUGAAAUCAGGACUCAAACAUUAAGGCCAUCGCUUGUGAUAUCUGCAAGCAAAGAUGAAUCUGUCCGCUUGUGGAAUGUUCAUACUGGCAUAUGCAUUUUGAUAUUUGCUGGAGCUGGAGGACAUCGUAAUGAAGUUUUAAGUGUUGAUUUUCAUCCAUCAGAUAUAUAUCGCAUUGCUAGUUGUGGCAUGGAUAACACUGUAAAAAUAUGGUCUAUGAAAGAGUUCUGGACAUACGUAGAAAAAUCAUUCACUUGGACAGAUCUUCCUUCUAAGUUUCCCACAAAAUAUGUCCAGUUUCCGGUUUACAAUGCUUCAGUUCAUUUAAAUUAUGUUGACUGUAAUAGGUGGCUUGGUGAUUUUAUCCUCUCAAAGAGUGUUGACAAUGAAAUUGUCUUGUGGGAACCUAAAGUGAAGGAACAAACUCCUGGGGAGGGUGUAGUUGACAUCCUUCAGAAAUACCCUAUUCCCGAGUGUGAUAUCUGGUUCAUCAAGUUUUCUUGUGAUUUCCAUUUCAACAUAGCUGCUGUGGGUAACAGGGAAGGGAAGAUUUUUAUUUGGGAAUUGCAGUCAAGUCCUCCUGUACUUCUUGCAAGGUUGUCACAUCCUCAAUCAAAAUCUCCAAUCAGACAGACUGCUACAUCUUUUGAUGGAAGUACUAUAUUGAGUUGCUGUGAGGAUGGGACAAUAUGGCGUUGGGAUGAAGUUACAAACUCCUCAACCUAACCUAUCUCUGCUUAUUCUAGUAUGAUGUACCAAGAUCACUUAUUAAAUAAUUUACUUUAGCCUGUGAAACCACGAAAAUGUUUGCUCUUAAGUUGUGUGAUUUCUCGUUUGAAAUUUGACAAUGCAGAAGGAUUUCUACUACCAA